UUAUUCCUCGUGCUCGGCCGGGAUCAUGAAGAAUCGUUGUAUUGGUAGCCUUCGUGGGUUGCAGAUGUAGUCGUGUGGUCGUUGAUGCUCGCCAUCGUGCUGGUAUUAAGGGGGCUUUUCCCGGUCUGUGAUAUGGACCUUCUCUUCCUAAAUUCGACGCAUUUGAAAAAAGUAUAGUCUUUAUCUAGGUCUCAGACGAGUAGUAUCAUGCGUCGUUAGAGUCUAGAACUGCUAAGCGCAAUCCUGGCAUUGUUCCAAAAAAGAAAAAUGUUUCCGGCGUAUUCGCCCACAGAUUUGGAGUACAGAAGUGACUCCGAAAGUGUUGCGUCGCAUAAAUCUGCGGCGACGAGUAUUACUUCUAUCUCCAACGAAACUUCAGACUCGGAGAGACCGGCAUUUGCAGGCUACGCACGGUACGUGUUUUACAGUCAUGAUUUGGAACACGGGGCAUCAGUCAUGGUUGAGUUUGCGCAAAUAUACAUGAAGAUGAAUAUCUAUCAAGGGAAGAAGUAGAGAAACCUGCAUGGUAUUGCGAAACGAGAGCGUCCGUAUUGGAGACAAGAGAACAGCCACGAAAACGUAAAUUGUCAGGUUUGCCCCGAACGCCGUUCCUAUCGAAGUGCCGAACAUCAAGGAGCAACAGGCGAAAUGGGAAAAAAUUGUUUCCCGCGACGGAAU
Amoebophrya sp. A120 is the source of this 678-nucleotide messenger RNA. The record is from the annotation of a GenBank genome assembly. Lineage: Eukaryota; Dinophyceae; Syndiniales; Amoebophryaceae.